AUGACGAAGCGUCAAACGACCUUGCUAAGACAUCUUCAUACAGGGAUCUAUGACAAGAGUGACGGUGUUAAGGCGCACCAACAUGAGGGCUCUAGCACAAGCAUCCGGAGAGUCUCCAAUCUCGACCCCGGUUUAGCUCAGGGUGUUAUCCAUGGGCCUCAGGGCUAUGGGCCUCGCCGAGCAUGGACCUUAGCCAAGUCAAUAGCUGACAUAAUUUUGAGAGCGCAUCUCGAGACACUUAACACUCUCUAUCAGCCUACUAUAUUUUCCAAGAUGUUCCUCGGAUCAUCAACCUUCUUGGCUGCUAGCAUAGCACUGCUAUCUCAAGCUACAUCGGCAACAUCCUUCGGUAUCCCCUCUCGCCAGCAACAGGGCCUCUACAACUCUAAAGUCGUCUUUGAGGCACCUAACCCUACGUGGCUUGAAGGAAUAGCAGUGCGAUACAAUGGUCAAAUCCUCACUACGACCAUUAGCGGGCCAAUGUUGCUACAAGUCGACCCAAGCCAGAAGCGCGACUCAAUCGUAGUCGCACAAAUCCCUGGCGCCACGGGCACUUUGGGGAUCACCGAGCUCGAAAAAGAUGUGUUCUACCUCAGCGCGGGCGAUAUGAGUAACGUAACUGCCACGAGCUUGGUUUUCCCCAGCAAGAUUUGGCAAGUGGAUAUGCGUCCUUUCCGCGUGAAUCAGCAAGGAAAUAUCGCUCGGCCAGCAAAGAUAUCUUUGGUUGCGGAUCUGACUAACACUACGUUUGUCAACACCUUGUCUCGACUUGGACCGAAGGACAACUCGGCAAUACUCAUCUCCGACUCCGGCGCUGGUCACAUCCUUAGGCUAGACGUUCGCACUGGCAUUUCUUCAGUGGUCAUCAGCGAUCCAACUAUGCUAUCGACCAUACCUGGAGCAGCAGGUGUCACUGGAAUCCAUAUUCACGGCUCCGAGCUAUUCUACGCCAACUUCGCUGCGACGACCUUCUUCAAGAUGCCCAUCUCGCUUACCACUGGCAUGCCGACCGGGCCAGCAACGCUCAUCACGAAUGGCACUCUUAUCGACGAUUUCACACUCUCCAGAGAUGGCAAGAAGGCGUAUGCGUGCACGAAUCCUCGUGGUCAGUUGAUCGAAAUCGAUAUACCUGGUCAGACAUUUCGCCCCGUUGCUGAAGGCCUGAAUGCAACAUCCGCUGCACUAGGUCGUGGUCGGUUUGAUCGGAACAGUGUGUACUUUGUCAGUGGUGGUGGAUUGGACUUUCCUCUUACAAAUCCAGGCGUUUCUGGCGGAAGAGUUGUGAAGGUUGAUCUUUAG
Messenger RNA from Alternaria postmessia, 1299 nucleotides. RefSeq lists its product as uncharacterized. Bases 1 to 1299 code for a protein of 432 amino acids. The record is from RefSeq and is a predicted model, not a curated record. The transcript has 2 exons. NCBI's taxonomy places the organism in Eukaryota, Fungi, Ascomycota, Dothideomycetes, Pleosporales, Pleosporaceae.